Aspergillus pseudonomiae is the source of this 419-nucleotide messenger RNA. RefSeq lists its product as uncharacterized. NCBI's taxonomy places the organism in Eukaryota, Fungi, Ascomycota, Eurotiomycetes, Eurotiales, Aspergillaceae. The coding region runs from base 131 to 409 and encodes 92 amino acids. The transcript has a single exon. The record is from RefSeq and is a predicted model, not a curated record.
UGAUGAUCACGCAUUACACAAUCCACUAAUUUUCCAUGAUCUUCCACAUCCCUCCUCAUUUAACCAUGUUACAUAUUGGUAGUAGAUCAUGGCGCCCUGAUUGGCCCGCCCCAGCUAAAAAUAAAAUAACAUGUUAGAAAAAUUUGUUGCCCGUCUUUUCUCUGCUGUCCUGCGGGAAAGCGAAGAACGCCUCGAAGUUUGGUUUUACGAAUUCGUCAGUGGGAUUCUCCCGUUUCCAGGAGAUCAAUGGAAUUUUGAUAUGUGGAUUUGGGCACCGUUCUGGUUUCUGCUUUGGAUUGGAUCGAAUCGCAGCCGAACGGUGGUGUGGCUGAUCGUUUUAGGUUGGGAUUUUUCUUUUCUUGCUUUGGGCCGGUGUCGCGCGUCCUGUACCCAGUGUUUCUGUACAUAGUACAUCUCAG